This is a messenger RNA of Blepharisma stoltei, 1753 nucleotides long. Lineage: Eukaryota; Ciliophora; Heterotrichea; Heterotrichida; Blepharismidae. The record is from the annotation of a GenBank genome assembly.
AUGGGUGGGAAAGGCAAAGGAAAAGGCAAGAAAGGCAAGAAGAAAAAGUCAAAAAAGCAAAAGGACCCACGAGAAGCCUUGCCUGAAGAGAUAAAAGCGAUGGACAUAUCCACACUUCAAAGGGAAAUCGAAAUUUGACGACAAAAAGUUUUGGACACAAAAAUUCUUACUCUCCCACUAUACCAUUUUUUUUAAUUAUUAUUUAAAAAAUUAUUAUUAUAUAAAAUUUAUCCAGCAAGGGUUAGGAACAAAUUUCAGAACGAAAAAGACCUAAUCAAGCAGUUUUACGAAGUAACCAAAAAGAAUACAGAAGACAUCACUGCCAGCAUAAAAAACAAAGACUCAGAAAUGGAGAGACUCGAAGACGACCAUCGAGUUGAAGUAAAAGUUUACAUGCAAAAAAUCCACCAUCUUGAGUAUGACCACCAAAAUGCAUUAAAAAAGCUUGAAGAUGAUACAAAAUCCAACCAAAAAGACGAGGUCAACUAUCACUUCAAAACAGAAAACCAAAUGAAGCUUGCCAAAAUUGAGCUUAAAAAAGAAUUAAAUGAGCAAGAAUUGGCAUAUGUUAACAGGGUUGGCAAAGAGAUGGAGACCUAUAAGUCUAAUUUAGACUUCCUUAAAAGAAGCUAUGAUCAAGAAUUAGCAAGAAUUGAGGAAACUUAUAAAAAAUGGCAGUGAAUAUAAUUCAAAUAAAUUUUAUAUUCUAGGCCUAAUUAAUAAUGAAAUUAUUUCUAGGUGCAAUUUAUAUAGAAAUAGCAUUUAUCUGAUAAAUUAUCAGUGCAUUAUUAGCAUGCUACAGAAUAUAAAAUAAUCAGUAUAAUAAAGCAUAUAACACCAAAUUUCAAACCUUAAAAGAAAACUUGGAACUUAGGCUGAAAGUCGAAAUCCAUGAGGUCGAAGAAAGGAAAAACAAGCACAGGAACACAUUAAUGAUGAAGCAUGAAAAAGCAUUUAGGACCAUAAAAGACUACUACAACGAUAUCACUAGAGGCAACCUUGAAAAAAUUAGAGACUUAAAAGACGAAAAAGCGCAGCUAGAAAGAAAUCAAAUUGAAAAUAAACAGCUUAUAGAAGAACUCAGAAAGAAAAAUGCAGAGCUUAAAAAGCCAUUAGAAGACGCAAAAGAGCAGCUGGCUUUAUUAGAGGACAAGCUUACAAAUUAUAAUUUAUAUUUUUCUAUAUGAAUUAAAUAUAUUUUUUAAUUAUUUAUAAAUCAAGCAUAAUUAUUUUAAAAAUAAUAGACAAAGUUAGCUUAUUCAACGCUAAAAAACACUUAAAAACUUUAUUAUCAAGGCUUGAAAAAUGCAAAUAUGAUAAAAACGAGCUUGAAACUAAAUACCGCCAGACCCUGCAAGAAAGAGACGAGCUUUAUAAGAGAUUUGAGAACUCUAUAGACAGAGUCAAACAAAAAGCAGACUAUAAGAAUGUUUUCUUAGAAAAUAAGCUUAAAGAGCACGAAGACAAUUUACAAAGAAAAGAAACUCAGCUACAAGAAGUCCUCGCCAAGGCUAAUAUUGAUCAAGCAUUUAUAGUAGAAAUCAAUAAGAGGAUUGAAGACUCGCUAGAAGCUAAAAACACAAUUUUGAAGAAUUUGAAAUAUUCGUUGUCACAUGCUAUUAAAGCUUAUAAUGAUGCUAUAAGAGUAUAUGAAGCCAAACUUGUAGAGUUUGGAAUACCGCCUGAAGAACUUGGGUUCCAACCUAUUGAAUCAAUGACGUCUACAAUGCCUGCAGGGCUUGUGGCUGCUUAA